AUGGCCGAGAAAAAGGACCUGGAGGCCGGUGACCCCGAGCUAGAAUGUGUUCGGAAACCGAUGGACCUGCCAACCCUGCCGAAGCCGCUGACCUUGGAGGAGAAAAAGUAUCUCCUGGCCGUCGAGCGAGGGGAUAUGGGCAAUGUGAGAAGAAUUCUCCAAAAAGCCCACCGCAAGAAACACAUAGAAAUCAACUGCGUAGACUCGUUAGGUCGCGGAGCAUUAACCUUAGCCAUCGAUGGAGAAAACCUCGAGAUGGUGGAACUGCUGGUCAUCAUGGGAGUGGAUACUAAGGAUGCUUUGCUGCAGGCCAUUAAUGCUGAGUUCGUGGAGGCUGUUGAGUUGUUGUUGGAGCAUGAAGAGUUGAUACAUAAGGAGGGAGAGCCUUACAGUUGGCAGAAAGUAGACCCCAACACAGCGAUGUUCACUCCAGACAUAACUCCUCUAAUGCUGGCAGCCCAUAAGAACAACUAUGAAAUCAUCAAGAUAUUGCUGGACCGCGGAGCCACGCUGCCCAACCCUCAUGACGUGAAGUGCGGUUGUGAGGAGUGUAUCCGCGAGUCUUCAGAGGACUCACUACGUCAUUCGUUAGCUCGACUCAACGAGUACAGAGCUUUAGCAUCUCCAUCACUUAUCGCUCUAUCUUCAACUGAUCCUAUACUGACAGCUUUCCAGCUCUCUUGGGAACUAAGGAACUUGGCUUUUGCUGAACAGGAAAGUAAAGCAGAAUACCUAGAACUUCGUCGGCAGUCGCAAAUGUUUGCCGUAGAUCUAUUAGACCAGUCGAGAAGCUCUCAGGAGCUGGCCAUCAUCCUGAACCACGACCCGGAUGAACCGGCUUUUGUUGAUGGUGAUCAUAUGAAGCUGGCUAGAUUGGAACUCGCUAUUGAUUUUAAGCAGAAGAAGUUCGUAGCCCACCCAAACAUCCAACAGCUCUUAGCAUCCAUCUGGUACGAAGGCGUCCCCGGCUUCCGUCGCAAGACCGCCAUGGAGAAGAUCAACAUCAUCUGUCGCGUCGCCUUGUUGUUCCCUUUCUACUGCACUCUGUACAUGAUCGCCCCUAACUGCGCCACCGGCAAGCUGAUGAGGAAACCCUUCAUGAAGUUCUUGAUUCACGCCUCUAGUUAUUUGUUCUUCUUGUUGAUUCUCAUCCUGGUAUCACAAAGAGCGGAGGUGCAAGCAAUACAACUAUUCGGUCCAGAGUGGAUGGUCAAAGAGCUGGAAAAGGAACUUCUGAAACAACGAGGAAAUGGACCCACUUAUCUAGAACUUGUCGUAGUGGUAUAUGUUUUAGGCUUCAUCUGGGAAGAAACGCAAGAAAUCUACAUCGAAGGCAUCCGAUCCUACCUUCGUAACAUGUGGAACUUCAUAGAUUUCACCAGGAACUCUCUGUACGUGGCCGUCGCUGUGUUAAGGUUUGCUGCCUAUAUACAGCAGACCACUGAGAUCAGAAGAGACCCUCAGACUAAGUUCAUUCCUAGAGAGAAUUGGGAUGCCUUCGAUCCUCAGUUGAUAGCUGAGGGAUUGUUUGCUGCGGCUAAUAUUUUUAGUGCCCUGAAGCUGGUGCACUUGUUCUCCAUCAACCCUCACUUGGGGCCGCUGCAGAUCUCCCUCGGCCGCAUGGUCAUCGACAUCGUCAAGUUCUUCUUCAUCUACAGCCUCGUGCUUUUCGCCUUCGCUUGCGGGUUAAAUCAACUGCUAUGGUACUUCGCGGAUCUGGAGAAACGCAAAUGCUACGUGCUCCCUGGUGGGCUACCCGAUUGGGAUAAUGCUGGAGACUCUUGUAUGAAAUGGAGGAGUUUCGGAAACGUCUUCGAAGCUUCCCAAUCUCUAUUCUGGGCGUCCUUCGGCAUGGUUGGACUUGAGAACUUCGAGCUGGCCGGUAUAAAGAGCUACACCCGGUUCUGGGGCCUGCUGAUGUUCGGCUCAUACUCCGUCAUCAACGUCAUCGUGUUGCUCAAUCUACUUAUAGCUAUGAUGUCCAACUCUUAUGCUAUGAUUGAGGAACACUCCGACGUAGAAUGGAAAUUCGCUCGCACUAAAUUGUGGAUGAGUUACUUCGAAGAGAGCGCUACUCUGCCGCCUCCGUUCAAUAUAUUCCCCACGCCUAAGCUUUUGCUCAAAAUGCUCGGCUUGAGGAAGAAGGAUAAGCUGAGGAAGAUGAAGAUGAAGGAACAAAAAGAAAAAGAGCACGAUGUUCGCUACACAGCAGUCAUGAGAGCUCUAGUCUGGCGUUACGUAUCCGCCAUGCACAGGAAGAUGGAUGAUGAGCCGGUAACUGAGGAUGACAUCAACGAGCUGAAGGGAGAUGUGUCGGCCUUGAGAUAUGAACUGCUUGAGGUCUUUGAGAAGAACGGCAUGGAUGUCAGCUUCACUGAUAGGAAGGAGAAGAUGGUCCUAGGCAAACGCAUGAAGGUUUGGGAGCGUCGUCUCAUGAAAGACUUCCACGUAGCCCCCGUGGCUUUGGAUGAAGAGAAACCAGCUGAUGAAGAUGGACUGUCACGGUUCAGGAGGAUCGCGAAGCUAGCAGUUGCAAAUACCUCUAAUGCUAAAUGGGACCAAACGCUUGCUAGUACUGGGAUUUCGUCUCAGAUUGGCCGCUGUCGCAGCAGAGAAUCAUUCAAGAACCAGCAAAACUUGCAGAGAGCUAUGGAAGAGGCUAGGAAGUUGGUGCUUAGGUCUCCAUUGCCAGAAGGUUCGAGAGUUGGAACUCCUAUCGAAAUGCCCAUCAGCCCUGGUCACACACUCCUGGAGCUGAUCAAGGACAUAUCUACUGAAGUUGGGGAAACUGAACCUGAAGGGACCACUUCACCACCUAAGUCUCCUUGGAAACCACCAGGAGAAGCAGGUGUACCAGGUAUAGCUGUAGGAGCGUUACUUUCCGCAGCAGACGCUCGCAGUAGACCGGUGUCUCCUAAACCAGCUACUUCAACAGCCCCGUCUCCUAUCCCUGGGCCUUCAACUGCAGCUUCACCAGUACCUGCUAAGACUCCGCCAAAGUGUCCAUCACCAGUACCAACUUCGAGGGUGGCUAGUCCAGUACCGCCAACUGUCAGUCCAACUGGUGAAGGAAAUACUUCUCCACAACCAGAUCCAAGUCCCUUGAAGGCAAAGCGUGUGCCAGGAGACUCGCCUCCUAAAGUGAUCAAGAGAAAGCCAUCAGGACCGCCAUCUCCUUCAGGAGGGCCAGCGGCAUCUGAUAAACCUGAAGAAACUGACACCAAGCCUGUUGAAGCUAUCGCUGUAGCCAGACCCGUGGCUCCUGAGAUCAAGCCUUCCGAAGGAGCCAUACCACCCCCACCGCCGCCUGUUAAGCCUAAGGCUCCACAAGCACCCACAAUGGAGGUGACACCCAGCACCCCGCCCGUUCACACUCCGUCACCCCCCGAGGCAAAGCCGCCGUCACCUCCUAAGGCCGCCGCCAAGCCGCCGUCACCUCCUAAGACUGCCGCCAAGCCGCCGUCACCUCCGAAGGUAGCCCCACCACCGCCGAGGACACCGUCUCCACAACCUUCCACUUCUGCUAAGGUUGAUCCAUCACCCCCAUCUCCUCCAAAGCGGCUGACUUCAACUUCGAGCACGGAACAGCUAAUUCCACCAUCAUCUCCUGAACCACUACGUCCCGCGAAGAAACUGGAUGAGAUCAAAACUAUUAAGAGACAGCAGAAGACUGGCUGGCUUUAGAUGUUUCCAUUGUAUUUUCUUACAUGUCGUGUUAACUCAUUUAAUUUAUUUUGUACCUGUUUCUAUCAAAUAAAUUAUACCUAUGGAUUUAUUAAGAAAAUAUUUAAUGUCGCUAAUGCUUAGAAAACGACGUAUUAGGUAAAAACUUAAAUGUGUCCUGUUUCAAAUUACGUACGUAUAGGUAAACAUUUUAGAACAAAAAAUAUUUCUCUAGAUUCGCUUGGUAGAAUUAAAUCUCAUUUUUAUGAUUUUAGAACUUUUACUUUUGUUUUCGUUUUGGAUUUCAAUGGAUCUUACUAAAUUAAAUGAGUUAAUACCACAUACCUAAAGAUCAUUUCUUUAUGUCCCUAUUUCUGCUUAAGAUAAAAAUACUUAAAUAAAUAUUUUCAGUCUUUACGUGCAGCUAGGUUUGGUUGGAAAGUGAAUGAAGUAAGCUAUUGUGACGUCCGAAAAAAACUUUUAAAAAAAACUUACCGAUAUUUUUUUUGCUUGCAACAUUUUAAUUUAAUUUAAUUUUUCUUUACUGCAGAAUUAAUAUUUUUUAUUUUAAUUUGUUUGUGGUGAUCAAUUUUUUUUAUCAAUAUCAACUUUUUUUUUGAUGUUCAUUAAAAUGUAACCCUAUGAGUUUUUUUUCCUAAAAUUGCCACCUAUGAAAAUAUGACACCUUUUCUUUCGGUAAUUUUUCCUCAAGUUUACCACAAUCAAUAGUUACUCGUAUAUUUUCAGCGAGAGCUCGCGUGUAGUUUCAGAGCGUCAAAUUCAUGACUAAUAUGAAUGUCUGAUAGACCGCGGUAGUCCCGUCUGUUAUACGAUUCUUUAUUGAUUUGGUUACUUGAAUCUCCAUUCUUUAUUCUAAAUAUAAAUGUGUAUUUUUUUCACGCCUUUUUUUAUUUUGUUUGUCUUUUGUUAUUUCAUUAUCAAUCAUUUGUUAGUUUAUUUUUUUAAUAUAAUUAAUUAAAUCACUUUAUUCUUUG
Molecule: messenger RNA, 4658 nt
Organism: Helicoverpa zea (corn earworm)
Lineage: Eukaryota; Metazoa; Arthropoda; Insecta; Lepidoptera; Noctuidae
Gene: trpl
Product: transient-receptor-potential-like protein
Exons: 23
Coding region: 1-3684 (1227 amino acids)
Biological process (GO): regulation of cytosolic calcium ion concentration; calcium ion transmembrane transport; manganese ion transport
Cellular component (GO): cation channel complex; membrane
Molecular function (GO): inositol 1,4,5 trisphosphate binding; store-operated calcium channel activity; protein binding
Source: RefSeq, a predicted model, not a curated record